GCUGUAAAUGAAAAAGAGGAUAAUCGUGAAUUCGGUGACUGGAAUGACUUGAACAACGAGAUAUGGCGUUUGGUUCGGUUAUCUUUGAACAAAGAUUUGGGGCCUGAGAAUUGUGAACAAGAAGACUCUAUUCCACUUUUAAUUUGCGCAACACAAAAUCAUAUCUUGGGUUUCACGAAUUCUGAGGAUAGUUCCUGUGAUCCCGAGUGGACUCAAACAAGAAUGAUGUCCGCGGAGAUACAGGGAUCAGCUUCGUCCGGACCGGAAACACCACCGCCGGCAGCAGUACAGGCAUUACACGGAGUAUCUGUCUCACCACCCGGUGUUGAAGCGGAUGCCAAAUUGAGAGAAACAUGCCUACUGGUCACCCAAAAAGCCGAUCUGCGUGCACUUCUUGGAGGCUUUGGAUUUGUCACAUUUGCAAACGCUGCUGACGCCGAACGAGCUCGGGAAAGCCUGCAUGGUCAGAUGGUAAUGGGUCGAAAAAUCGAAGUCAAUCAUGCCACAACGCGGGUUUUGACCAAGAAACGUUCGGACGGUCACCUAUCGGGGAGAGGUGCGGCAGGCCUUCAAGGUCAUUUGUACCAAUCACUUGGCAACAGUCACCACCUCUCAGAACGCCUGAAAUCCACCAUCAAACCUAGUUCCGUCACCCCCGGAUCGAUCAAUGCAUCCACCCUCUCAGCCGUAGCAGCUGCUGCGGCGUUGUCCGGAUCACGGUUAUUAAGUCCAUCGUUGAUUGGAAAUACCAGCGCACAGCACAAUUUAGUCAACUCUCUCUUGGCACGAAACAGCCCAGCCGGUUUUGCAUUGAGUCAGCUCGUGGCCGCACAACACCAACAACAACAGCAGCAGCAACAACAACAACAAAUGCAACAAGCUCAACAAACACAUUAUCAUCUGGCCUCGACACAGCAACAGCAACAACAAGCGCAACAACAGCAGUCUGGAACGGCAGUGGCUGCAGCAGUAGCGGCAGCAGCUUCGGGUACAGCUUCGCAGAACAACUCUGCUCACAAUAUUGGAUCAGCUCAUACAAACAACUCCGGUCAUGCAGCACUCGCGGCUGCAACGAUGUUGGACAACUUCCAUUCACUUCCGCUAACUGCAAACUCACAGCUUUUGAAGUCCAAUCUCGGUGGCACUCCAUACGUUAUUGAUCCAUUGCUGAAUUCCGCUGCACAUGGGGCAGCAAGUCAAACGUCAAUCAAUAUGCUCAACACUGCUGGGAUUCCAACUUCCGUAUCGAACUCUGAUGCUUUACUCAAACAAUACCAACUAUUCAACCAAACUUUGACGGGUUGUGCACUCGGUAGUGGGAUUCCGGCCAUUUCAGCUCUUACUCCCUCAAUAAACCUUUCUCCCACGUUGGCUGUUCCCUUGAUCGGAGGCACUGUUUCCCAUCUCACAGUGCCUGGACAAACUCCUGCUACCACAUUAGCUGACUUGAAUACGAGUGACCCCCGACUAUUCCUAUCAACAUUGACCGCUGCGGCGGCAGCCGCUGCUGCCGCUGUUUCGAACUCGAAUGAUUCGCAAAACGGGACUAACAACAUGAACGCUAAUUCUCUUCUUCAGCUUUACUACCAACAGCAACAACAACAGCAGCAGCAACAACAACAAUAUCCAAGUCAGUCCCCAUCGACUAUCAACUCCCACGUGAAGGAUACCAUUGCCUCUAUCAAAUCGGGCACAUACUGUACAGCAACUCCAUCAUUCUAUCAAACGCUAGCUGCCCAGUCCGGUCUGUUCUCCAGUGCUGGAAGAAAUGAUUCAAUGAGGUUGGGACUAUCCGGAGCACUGGACACAAAUAGCUCUCGAUCGAGUGUAACUCAAUCAGUUGACCCAACCGGUCUUACAUCGUCUACAAGUAUCAGUCAGAAUGGUCAGACUUCAACAAACAAUCAUCUCUCUCUGGGACAUGAUUCGACCUCGUUCAGUCUCGGAAGUUCCAAUACUGGCAGUGCGGCAGCCGCGGCCGCUGCUGCUGCCGGUUCCCUUGUAGCUGGAUCCACGGGGGCUGGGAACUUGUCAUCGGCAAUUAACGCCUUAGGGCUCCGGCUUAAUCCAACUCAGCUGAGUGCAUAUACCGGCUCUCCACUGUUUAACGUCAAUCUCUCGGCGGACAACUCGGCGCUGUCCACAAUUCUAGCCGGAUCGUCUACUCCCACAGUCUCACAAUCUACCGCUCUCUUUGCUUCUAGUCUGACACCAUCUGAUCCGUUGUGGUUGACUAGUACAGCCUCGUCAGCGGCAAAUGUAGCCGGAGUUAAUACUCUGGCCGGUUCCGCAAUAAACGCCCUCAGCUAUCCGUUCAUUUUGAACACCAACAGUCAAACAUCCUCCAUGUACAAACAAAACAGCACUAACUUCCCCAGGUUUUUACCCUAA
Messenger RNA from Echinostoma caproni, 2391 nucleotides. The record is from the annotation of a GenBank genome assembly. NCBI's taxonomy places the organism in Eukaryota, Metazoa, Platyhelminthes, Trematoda, Plagiorchiida, Echinostomatidae.